CCGCUCUUGGAUUCGACUUACCAAAUAUUGACACAAAGUGCUUCUAACACGAAAAUCACAUCAGCGCAGCGACGUCGGCGUCGCGGUCGGCGUCGCUGCCGCAGCUGGCGUCAUAUAAAAGCUGCUGCGCCGCCCAGACACACGCUCAGAGUAAAUGUGAAAGUGUAGGCGGCAGCAGCAGCAGCAGCAACAACAAGUGGCACAACCAGAAACAUCAAUUAAACACAUUCUUAAGCACAAGGAUUAUGCGAGCUUUAAUCAGCCUCUAUUUGCUGGGACUCUGCGCCUGCGCCCAAGCGCAACAGGAGGCUGAGGCAGCUGCAACAUUUGCGCAACCGCAGCUCAAUCAAACCGCCGAGCAGGGGGCUAGUGAGCCGGGCAGCUGGCGGCAGGCGCGACGACGCAACGUUCUGGCGGACAGCUGCACCACAAAUGGAGGUGCGACGGGCACCUGCCUCACGCGCUUCAAGUGCAUGCGGCAGGGUGGCACGGUGAAUGGCUAUUGCGGCACCUACGGCGUCUGCUGCGAGACCAACAUGGCGUGUGGCACGACGACGCGCCUGAAGCGCACCAUCAUCCGCAAUCCGGCCGCAUUUGUGAGCACCAUGUGCCAGUACACAAUUGAGGCAUAUAGCGCGAACGUGCAACAGCUGCGCAUCGAUUUCGAGCAAUUCGAGCUGCAACAGCCAACGGUUAGUGCCACAGAUGAACGGCUGGUCGAGUGCCAGGACUACUUUGAGGCGGGCAGCUUUAAGCUGUGCGGCAUGAAUGCCGGCCAGCAUUUGUAUCUGCCGUUCAAUGUGGCCGCGGGCAUCGAUCAGAUCACGCUGACCUUUGCGGUGCCGACGCGCUGGCCGCAGACCAAUUGGCGUCUGAUUGUCACACAACUGGAGGCGCCACAGGCCAGCAGCAAACGCAAAACGAGCACCCUGGGCGGCUUUGGUGGCAAUGCGAACAGCUUGCAGGAUCUGCGCAGCAUCUUUGCCUCGCAUCAUGCCGACUACGAGCUGCUGGCACCGGCCGGCUGUCAGCAGUAUUACACUGAGCUGACGGGCACAAUACGCAGCUUCAACUAUCAGCCGACAAUGGGCACCACCUAUAUGCCGGACACCAGCUACACCAUUUGCAUCAAGUCGACGCCCAGUGCCAGCAUGAUUGAAUAUAGCUUCAGCAAGUUCGCAAUGUCGCUGGGCACGGGCGAGGGCGAGGGCUAUGAUGAGGCAUGCCACACCACGGUGCAUACGCCGGGCAGACCAGAGGAUUAUCUGAUGAUACCGCUCUCGCUGCUGGCCAGGAAUACGGCCUAUCAGCCGACCUACUAUUGCGGCACCAACGAUAAUUUCAUCGUCUAUGCAUCGCCGCCGUACAUGCUGCACUUCUCCAGCGACGAGAUGACCCUGGAUGCCACCCAGGAGACGGGCUUCAGCCUGACUUAUCGCCUCCGUACAUCAAUUCUCUAAAGUGGCCAGUUAAGUGGCCAUUAGAUUAGGCAACAUUUUAGCCUGUGUGC
This is a messenger RNA of Drosophila montana, 1510 nucleotides long. RefSeq lists its product as uncharacterized. The coding region runs from base 246 to 1460 and encodes 404 amino acids. NCBI's taxonomy places the organism in Eukaryota, Metazoa, Arthropoda, Insecta, Diptera, Drosophilidae. The record is from RefSeq and is a predicted model, not a curated record. The transcript has 4 exons.